UCUUCUUCUUCUUCUUCUUCUUCUUCUUCUUAGUUCUUCUUUUUUUUUUGCUUCAUCAAAAGCAUUUACAAUGUCAACGGCCAAAGUCAGAGCUCCAAUGGAGUUUCAAUCGACGGUGGUUACCACCGUAGACUGCCAGAAACAAGUUCGUUCAUGGCGUCUCCUCCGCUCAUUCAUUCAGCUUCUCAUCCCAACUUGCAACUGCACAUUAGUCCAAGAACUUGAACAAGAAAACCCUAGCUUGAGAGGCAAGAAACUCUACAACGACAUCAAGUCACGCACGUCCUCUUUUCGUUCCUCCUCUUCCCUGUCUUCUUCCACAGUCACAGGAACAAUCUUUGGAUACCGUAAAGGAAAAAUCAACUUCUGUAUCCAAACACCAAGAAAAUCGACAAGCCUCGAUCUUCUUCUCGAGCUAGCCGUUCCAACCACGGUUUUAGCUCGAGAGAUGAGAGGAGGAGCGUUGCGUAUAGUGUUAGAACGCAACAACGAAGAAGACUCGCCAUUUUGGAAUAUGUAUUGUAACGGGAAAAAAGUAGGAUAUGCGAGAAAACGCUGUCCGUCGAAGGAUGACUUGGCGGCGUUGGAUGCUCUGAGUAAGGUGGUGGUUGGAGCCGGAGUUGUGACUGGGAAAGAACUUGGUCGGUUUGAUGAUGAAUUGAUGUAUUUGAGAGCUAGCUUUAGACGAGUUAGUGGUUCGAAAGAAUCUGAAGCUUUCCAUUUGAUUGAUCCAGCUGGGAAUAUUGGACAAGAACUCAGUAUCUUUUUCGUCCCAUCAUCGGUUUGAUUCAAUUACUGGUGAAGAUGAUCGUACAUAAGAGUUCUGUUUUUUUUUUUUUUUUAAGUUUCUUCCCUCUUUUUUUUUCUUUGUUCGAGAAAAGAGAACUUGUUUUUUGAGUCGUGCUCAAAGCUUUUUGGCUUUAGCUCUGGCUUUUGUAUGUAAUCUUUACAUACCAUUUCGACAGU
Messenger RNA from Camelina sativa (false flax), 966 nucleotides. RefSeq names its product protein MIZU-KUSSEI 1-like. NCBI's taxonomy places the organism in Eukaryota, Viridiplantae, Streptophyta, Magnoliopsida, Brassicales, Brassicaceae. The record is from RefSeq and is a predicted model, not a curated record. Gene Ontology annotation, biological process: hydrotropism.